AUGAUCACCUGCAAACAAAGACAGAGGCCCAAGAAGGAAAGGCGACAAAAGACGACCCAAACCUUGUUAAACGCUACGAAACGGGAAACCGCAACUAAGCGUAGAAGAACCCGCCCGGAAGCGGUUUUGAUUAAACCCACGGGCAACCGUAACUACGCAGACGUCCUAAAACAAAUUAGGUCUACAGUCAAGCCAGAGGAGUCGAAUGUAAUAAUUAAAUCCAUUAGGAAAACACGACAGGGGCAUGUGCUCCUAGAAGUUGGUGCAUCGCCUGAAGAUAAGGCUUCUUUCCGAACAAAACUGAAAGAGGCAAUUCAGGGAGCUGGAGAAGUUCGUCAGCUCUCCCCCAAGUGUCAGGUAGAGAUCCGGGACUUGGACAUUUCAACUGAAUGUGAUGAAGUUAAGGAUGCACUUAAAGCUUUUCUUGGCGAAGAUUGGAACGACGAGACCAAAAUCAAUAUGACGAAAACCGACUUUAGGGGAAGCCUAAAAGCUUUUGCCGUGUUGAACGAGACAGCUGCGAACAAAUUGGACAAGGCUGGCCACGUACGAAUAGGAUGGGUAAAUUGCCGAGUCCGUAUUAAAGCACAGGUACCAAGAUGCUACCGAUGCCAUGGUUAUGGCCAUAUUGCAGUGAUAUGCCGAGAGGCAGACAGGGGAAACCUCUGCUGCAAAUGUGGUCAUGAAGACCACAAAUCUGCGGCCUAUAAUAGGCCUCCAAAAUGCAUACUAUGCGAAGAACGGAAAGACGGUUCCGAACUUGACCACAUCCCUGGGUCCGCUGCUUGUGAGAGCUAUAAGGAUGCUGCGCGUUUAUACCUGAAGGCCAUAAGAUGA
Molecule: messenger RNA, 837 nt
Organism: Belonocnema kinseyi
Lineage: Eukaryota; Metazoa; Arthropoda; Insecta; Hymenoptera; Cynipidae
Exons: 2
Coding region: 1-837 (278 amino acids)
Molecular function (GO): nucleic acid binding; zinc ion binding
Source: RefSeq, a predicted model, not a curated record